Molecule: messenger RNA, 1762 nt
Organism: Biomphalaria glabrata
Lineage: Eukaryota; Metazoa; Mollusca; Gastropoda; Planorbidae
Product: neuroendocrine protein 7B2-like
Exons: 6
Coding region: 158-958 (266 amino acids)
Biological process (GO): neuropeptide signaling pathway; regulation of hormone secretion
Cellular component (GO): secretory granule
Molecular function (GO): enzyme regulator activity
Source: RefSeq, a predicted model, not a curated record
CAAGUCUCAGACUCGACAGAUCGAUGAGAGCUGGAGGUUUUUCUGACGUCACACUGUGGCCAGCAUCGAUCCCGGUCUCCAUAUUAUUAUCAGCACUUGUUUCCUCUCUGGCAUCCACGUCUGCAAAGUUGACAGGACCGAUCGGAAACAGAAGAAAAUGCCGGUUCUUUUUUUUAUCCCACUCCUGCUUCACGCAGUCCUGGCCAGCUAUCAUCCUUGGGUUGAAGACCUGAAAGGUGCACAGAUGGUGGAUCCUUUUGAAGAGCUCUUCCCCCAGGGCUCCGUGCUGGACAGCACUGAUGGCUAUCCUUUCUGGCGUGAUGAUAACGACAACGACCUGGUGUCAGUGUAUGAUGACAGUCUGAUUAACGAGGCCCACUUAAGAGACGAAGAGCACAUGGAGAACAGUGAUCUGCAUGGGUUCCAAUCUGUUUCAGGUGGUACUGCAGAAGGUGCUCCCAAUGCCAAACAAGUUAAAACUGACAAACAGCUGCCAGCUUACUGCAACCCACCAAACCCCUGCCCACUGGGGAAAAUAGGAAGCCAAGACAAUUGUGUGGACAACUUUGUCAACAGCGCAGAAAACAACCAGAAACUCUUGUCUGAACAGGACUGUCCUUGCGACACAGAACACAUGUUUACUUGUCCUGCUGGUAGCCAGACGGUGUCUUCUAAAGGCUCAAGUGGAAGUCAACAGAUGGCGCUAAACAAAGUGAUUGAUGAAUUGUCUAAGAUGGAACACAAUGGAGAGAGCUUAGAAAACAACCCAGAUCUCUCAGCAACCAGGAAGAGGUUGACAGUAGUGGCUAAGAAAUCUCCACAUUUAAUUAAAAAAAGGUCUGAAGUUUCUGACCAUGGAAACCCAUACCUUCAAGGUGAACGAAUGGAAAUUGCUGCCAAGAAAGAUCCAACCAUGGCCAAAAACUCCAUGCACAACUGGAGACUAAAGCAACAUUAAAUCACUGACUACACACAUUAUUGAUUUGACUUCCAUGAAAAAUAUGACAAUAAUACUUGAAUAAUACAAUCGACUUAUUAAGAAUUGGAUUUUCCAUGUUUGAAACCUCUCCUCCUAGUGACCAUAAUAACUUAGCGCCUUUGUGCUGAAAUUGACCAACAGUGUAUCUUAAUGCAGAGGUGGGAUAUGAAAGUGGCUCAAAGAGACUAGGGGAAACAUGUAGAUUGAAAGCUGAACAGAACAAAUAAAAACUUGAAUAACACACACAAAAAAUAAUCUCAGUGAAAGACAAGACAACAUGUCAGACUUGAUGUGCCUAUAUGACACACAUUUAGUUUCACAGUUUAUCAUAGACACAGAUUUAUUACAAACUCAAAAAAAUAAAACACAAAUUCAUUUAAAUACUUGUAUUUAAGUAAACUGACUUCCUGUUAUGACAUCCACAGUUGUUCUCAAUUAAGAUGAAUAAAUGUUGCAAACAAUUAGAAAUUUUUCACUUUUUUUUUUAUGGUUUGAUCAAUUUAGUGUAUGUUAGGGUUAAGGCAGACCAUAUUCAAAUAAUUUAUAAAAAAAAAUAUUCCUUCUAGAUCUCCAACACUCACAGAUAAUCGUUACUUCGAUAAAUAGUAUACCAAUAGCCUACUCCUGUUUACAAUGUGUUGUAAACUUACUUUCAAGAUAUAAUAAUCAAAAAAAAUUAAUUCUUAAUUUUGUUUCAUUUCAGUGCUUUGCUAUUUUUCAUGUGACUGUUGUGUAUUGUUGAUUGUUGUCAUGGUGAUAUAUAAAUAGACCCAACAUAGAUUG